Molecule: messenger RNA, 1742 nt
Organism: Otolemur garnettii (small-eared galago)
Lineage: Eukaryota; Metazoa; Chordata; Mammalia; Primates; Galagidae
Gene: TAF1B
Product: TATA-box binding protein associated factor, RNA polymerase I subunit B
Exons: 14
Coding region: 87-1730 (547 amino acids)
Biological process (GO): RNA polymerase I preinitiation complex assembly; nucleolar large rRNA transcription by RNA polymerase I
Cellular component (GO): RNA polymerase I core factor complex; RNA polymerase transcription factor SL1 complex
Molecular function (GO): RNA polymerase I core promoter sequence-specific DNA binding
Source: RefSeq, a predicted model, not a curated record
UCGGAGGGCUUUUCCCGCCGCUCCCGGAAGUUGCGCUCGCUGCCUGGGUAACGGGUCCUGGCGACUGCGACUCCUGUGGCGCGGAGAUGGACCUAGAGGAGGCGAAAGAGUUUAAGGAGCGCUGUACUCAGUGCACUGCUGUCUCUUGGGGUCUUACUGAUGAAGGCAAAUAUUUUUGUACUUCUUGCCACAAUGUUACAGAGAGAUCUAAGGAAGUUAUAAACACUGAAGCUAUUCCUAAUUCCCAGAUAAAAGCCAUCAACCGGGGACUUAAAAGAAAAAAACAGCUUGAAAAAGGCUGGGAUUGGUAUGUGUGUGAAGGUUUUCAAUACAUACUUUAUCACCAAGCAGAAGCCUUAAAGAGCCUUGGAGUAGGUCCAGAGUUAAAGAAUGAAGUUUUGCAUAAGUUUUGGAAACGCUACCUUCAGAAGAGCAAACAGGCAUAUUGUAAGAACCCAAUAUAUACCACUGGAAGGAAAGUUAUGGUAAGUCACGAGUCUGAAAGGUGGGAAAUGACGUCUGUCUGUUCUGGAUCUAUUGAUGGAGUCGAAUACUCACAACGAAAGGAGAAGGGAAUUGUGAAGAUGACUGUGCCAAAGACGCUUGCUCUCUGCUAUCUGUCAUUACUUUGGCAGAGAGAAACAAUGACACUUUCAGAUCUCUUGAGAUUUGUUGAAGAGGACCAUAUUCCUUACAUAAAUGCUUUUCAGCAUUUUCCAGAAGAGAUGAAAUUAUAUGGGCGUGACAAAAGAAUCUUUGCUGUAGAGUCUUGGCCUGACUAUGAAGAUAUCCAUGAUAAAACAAUUGAAAUUGCUAAAUUUUUAGAUUUGCCUCGUUUUCCAGACAUAACUGAAGACUGCUAUCUUCAUCCCAACAUCUUGUGUAUGAAAUACUUAAUGGAGGUCAAUCUCCCUGAUGAAAUGCACAGUUUAGCUUGCCAAGUGGUAAAAAUGACUGGAGUAGGAGAAGUGGAUUUUCUGACAUUUGAUCCUAUAGCGAAAAGGGCAAAAACUGUUAAAUAUGAUUUACAAGCUGUAGCUAUCAUUGUGGUAGUAUUGAAACUGCUCUUUUUAUUGGAUGACAAUUUUGAAUGGUCUUUGUCUAAUCUUGCUGAAAAAUACAAUAAAAAGAACAAAAAAGAUAAGCCAUGGUUUGAUUUCAGAAAGUGGUACCAAGUUAUGAAGAAAACUCUUGAUGAGAAAAAAUAUAAAUUAGAAGAAGCAAGGGCAAAGUUUAUGUGGAAAAGUGAAAAGCCACUCUACUACUCAUUCAUUGACAAACCUGUAGUAUAUAAAAGAAGAGAAAUGGUGGUGAAUCUGCAAAAACAAUUUAGCACACUGGUUGAUUUGACACCAACUGUUGAAAAAAAACAUCCCUCAAGUUUUCAGUUUAACUGGAUUGAAGAAGACAAUGAUAGAACUUGUUUCCAUGGACACAGCCUUCAGGUAGUCCUGAAGGAGAAAGGCCAAUCACUGCUAACCAAGAAUUCCUCCUAUUGGCUUAGUACACAGAAAUUCUGUAAAGGCUAUUGUAAACAUUUGACAACCUAUGAAGAAUCGAAUUUUUCUCUGAGUUACCAGUUUAUACUAAAUCUCUUCUCCUUCCUGCUAAGAAUAAAGACCUCCUUACUCCAUGAAGAAGUGAGCUUAAUUGAAAAGAAACUGUUUGAAAGAAAAUACCGUAGAACAAAAAAGAAAUCUGGAAGAUCCAGGAAAUCAAGAAGAUAUUGAAAAAGAAGAAAU